GGAGUCGGCCCUCUGUGGCUCUACUCUGUACAUCUCGGGUUCAGAUUGCCAUCUUUUAGAACAGCAGGAAUAAGCUCAACACCAGCUGAUUUGUUCGGGAUUCUUCGUAGAGCCAUCGCACAGUUUCCGCGGUUGGAGAGAGACAGGAGACUCGCUGGCAUCAUGGACCCAGAAAUGAGGAAUCUCCCCGCACUCGACCCCCGAGGCAUUUUUAUAAGAAUCCAAUGACCGCGGGACUGUCCAGGCAAUAACAAGGCACCGCAGUACUAUUGAAAUUGUAAGUUAUUCGGUAUAGCUUUCCUUGGGCAUCUCAUUCUCCUUGGUGACCACCGGGAAGCAUCUCACUCCUGGCAUUUCAAGAAUAUAAAAAUAAUCCAGCCUCGCAACGAUGCGUCUAAACUACGUCGACAACCCUCCCACCAACCUCUCUCCGGAGGAUCAAGAGGUUCUGGAACGGGUCAAGGCACGACGAGGUGCUAUGGGUUUGAUCCCCUUGGACUUGACACUAUUGCACGCGCCGAAAGUGGCAGAUGGCUGGAACGCCUUAUUGGGCGCGAUUCGGACAAAGAACUCCUUACCAGCCGACAUCCGCGAGAUUGCCAUCUGUCGGCCCGCACUCAUUAACCGCGCCUGGUUUGAAUGGAACGCCCAUGCCCCAAUCCUCCUGCAGUCGCCUGGGUUCACCGAGGAGAAGUUGGAAGUCGUCAAGCAGCUGCACCCGACCUCAAAAGGAGCUCUCGAUGACAGGCAAUGGGCCGUCCUGAGAUAUGCGGAUGCCAUGACCCGAGAGGUGUCGGUGCCCCAGAGCCUGUUCGACGAAGUGAAGGCGGCUGGAUUCAAUGAACAGGAAAUUGUUGAGAUCACCGCCACGGUCGCAAGCUACAACAUGGUUAGCAGAUUCCUUGUCGCACUGGAUGUCGGCGAGGCCAAUGACAAGGCUCCCGAAUGGGCCAAAUAGGUCAGGACUUGAGGAUGUUGACAGCGUCCUGAACUCUCUUAUGGGUGCAGUAUGGGGUACCGGCUUCAGGGCCAAGGCCUAGAUAUAGAGUCGACGCAUCCUGCUUCGAUAUCAAAUGGCUCCAGCGUGGUUCUCACGCCUGUCUCUCUUCAUGUUGCUAGGACUCUAGUGUCAAGACCCCUUUCAGUAAUGACCGGAUUCCAGGGUCAGUAGUCACAAAUUAUUGGUCGGACUGUGCCAGUUCUUCGGCACAAAAUCACGCAUCUCCGGGCGCGGAGUUCAAGUUGACAGAUUCAGAUCUUGCCGUGGCUAGAGGACUCGUUGGGCACAUCCAACAACCCUCCGGCGUUUGAUCUUCUGCCCUGUGCAGACUGAGAAACCGCACGCCGGAUGUCGUUCACAACAGGUAGCCUCAACUGGAUUCGUCUCAGCAAGUUCGGAGAUUCCCAUGAGUCCUGAACCAGCACCAUUCUACUGGUACAGUACGUGUAUGCAGGCCUCGCUGCCGGUUCCCCGAAGAGGAAGGGUACCGACAGCCGAGAAGGUGGUGCCUUUUCAAGAGAUACUGCCGUUGCUUACCAUAGCGUAGUUGGGUAGAAAUUUGCGGCCAAAAUGACCUGGAGGACCUUGUUGUACUGCAUCAAGAAUACCUAGAAAUUGUGCAUAGCAGCACAUAAGACGUACCUAGGUAAUGAAGUGUAGGUCCCGU
Exophiala dermatitidis NIH/UT8656 is the source of this 1667-nucleotide messenger RNA. RefSeq lists its product as uncharacterized. Bases 389 to 958 code for a protein of 189 amino acids. The record is from RefSeq and is a predicted model, not a curated record. Gene Ontology annotation, molecular function: peroxiredoxin activity. The transcript is spliced from 2 exons. Lineage: Eukaryota; Fungi; Ascomycota; Eurotiomycetes; Chaetothyriales; Herpotrichiellaceae.